AUGGAGACAAAGGACUUUCAAGAAAGUCUGAUGGAGUACCUAAUGCACCUGCACCUAUUAAGGGCAAAUACUCAGAAGGAACAUGGUUCAUCUGAAAAGUGGGAAGAUGUUCAGAGGAAGGAUCAGGAAGAAGGAACUGAUAGAGAACACAAUGAUAGUGAUAAUGAGCGAAUAUACGUUCCCCGUCGCUGCGCCAGCCACGCGAGCCUGCCCGCCCGCGUACGCACGCUGUCCGCGUUCCGCGGCCGCCUCCAGCGCGUGCACCGGCUCUCCGCCGCUGUCGAAGAUACGUUUCCCGUCGCUGCGCCAGCCACGCGAGCCUGCCCGCCCGCGUACGCACGCUAUCCGCGUCCCGCGGCCGCCUCCAGCGCGUGCACCGCGCUCUCCGCCGCUGUCGAAGAUAUGUUUCCCGACGCUGCGCCAGCCAAGCGAGCCUGCCCGCCCGCGUACGCACGCUGUCCGCAUUCCGCGGCCGCCUCCAACGCGUGCACCGGCUCUCCGCCGCUGUCGAAGAUACGUUUCCCGUCGCUGCGCCAGCCACGCGAGCCCGUCCGCCCGCGUACGCACGCUGUCCGCGUCCCGCGGCUGCCUCCAGCGCGUGCGCUCUCAGUCUCCUCCCGCUGCUGUUCCAGGUCCUGA
Messenger RNA from Cydia splendana, 639 nucleotides. RefSeq lists its product as uncharacterized. The record is from RefSeq and is a predicted model, not a curated record. Lineage: Eukaryota; Metazoa; Arthropoda; Insecta; Lepidoptera; Tortricidae. Bases 1 to 639 code for a protein of 212 amino acids. The transcript is spliced from 3 exons.